AUGUUAGCAAAUAAACGAUGGUUAGAAGGACCUGAGUUCUUGUGGAAGACCGAGCAUUAUUGGCCGACAAUGAUAGACGUACCACCUUUGGUAAAUGAAGACCCUGAAGUUAGAAAGGAGAUGAAAAUUUAUGUCACAACAACUAAUGAUGAUUGCCUGCUGAAGUUACUGCAACGAUAUUCGUCUUGGUGGUGUUUGAAGCGAUCGGUUGCCUGGCUCUCUCGAUACAAGCAGUUCUUAAAGAUGAAAGUGCACCAAAGAAAGGACGGUGUUGAUAUAAUGAAAAUGAAACCUGGCUAUUUACGACUUAAAGAGUUGAAACAAGCAGAGAUAGACAUUGUUCGUUAUGUUCAGUCUAUGUCAUUUCCCGAGCUGGUGAAUUUAGAAGCCACUUAUCAUCUUUCAGAUAAAAGGUCUAAGAAGAAGAGUUUAAAGAAUAUCAAGACGUCGUUAUACAAGUUAAAUCCGUUGGUAAAAGACGGCUUAUUGGUUGUAGGAGGACAACUCAAGAAAGCACAGAUUAAUGAAGAGUCAAAACACCCGAUAAUCCUUCCGUAUAAGCAUCACGUGACAAACCUUAUAAUUCAGCAAUACCAUCAUAUGGUUGGUCAUAUGGGUCAGGAAUCUGUGCUAGCGUCAUUAAGAGAAAGAUUUUGGUUCAUAAAGGGACGAUCGGCAGUUCGCCAAGCUAUUCGAAGAUGUAUUGACUGUCAGAAGAGAAAGAAACCACCAAGUGAACAAUUUAUGGCGGAUCUGCCUCGAGAUAGAUACGAACAACGUUCGUUGGAAUUGACUAUUUUGGGCCAUUGGAGGUGA
This is a messenger RNA of Dendronephthya gigantea, 816 nucleotides long. RefSeq lists its product as uncharacterized. Bases 1 to 816 code for a protein of 271 amino acids. The record is from RefSeq and is a predicted model, not a curated record. The transcript has a single exon. Lineage: Eukaryota; Metazoa; Cnidaria; Anthozoa; Malacalcyonacea; Nephtheidae.